CCACACAAAGCACACAAAAUCUUUGCUUCUAAACCAUAGUAACCCACAAGAGUAAUUCUAGUGCACUUUUUUUUUUUCUCUCUGAAUCAAUAUGAUUCGCCUAUCAAGAUCAUCUAUUCACAUUGGAAAUGGAGAUAUUAUUGACCAUAACCCUUUAACCAUGUCUGAUGAACACAUUUUGGAAGAGAUUUAUUCAACUCAUGUCCAUAGUGACACUAAGUUUGAUGCUGAAUAUCUUUUCAACAUUGCUGGCAACAUCCUUACACGUUCAACCCAUGUUGUUGAUAACUUUGUGCAAGGACAUGAACAACAAACAAGUCUGGAGCAGUUAGAUAACAUUAACCCCCCUGCCAGCUUCACUUCACCGUUGUGUACUUUGAAGAAAAUCAAUUCUGAGAUGGCAUGCAAGGCCCCAGGUGAGGAAAUUGCAUACAGAACAACACUAGCAAUCCUGAACAAGCUGUCAAACUACUCAUGGGUUGCAAAAGGAGUUCUCACUCUUUCUGCUUUUGCUCUUGAGUAUGGAGAGUUUUGGCUGCUAUCACAGUAUCUACCAACAGAACCACUUGCCAAAUCAUUAGCCAUUAUGAAGAGAGUACCUCAACUCACCAAACCUGAAUUGCUCAAAAAACACCGCUAUGCAGUUUUGGAGGUUAACAAUCUGAUCAAGGCAACAUCGCAACUGAUUGAUAUCAUCAUUGCGUUGGAAAGACUCAACUCGCGUCAUGAUAUCAAGGAAGUGCCAGCUCUUGCUCCAGCUUUGGAGCAAUUCCCAGUUGAUGUCUAUUGGGUUAUCAUCACCAUUGUUGCAAUUGUUACUCAGAUUGAAUGCCUUACAACUGAUUCGGAAGAGAGGCAGGACUUAUCUCAAUUUGGCCAAAAAAUCAACAUCAUAAUCAGCAAACUGAGGAAGCAUGUGUCACAAAUCACUAUACAGAUUGAUGAAGCUGAGUAUAACAAGUUACUCAAAAAACUCUUUCAAACUCCAACGGAAAUUAUGGAAGUGUUUAAGGUGCUGAUUUUCUGGAAAGAUACUCCACAAACACCCAUCUAUUGUGGUUCCACUAAAACCCUGGUUAAUAUUGAUGUGUUGAAAAAGAAGGACGUUUUCUUGUUCAUUUCAACCUUGGACAUCUGCCAAGAAGACAUCUCAACUAUGAUUCGAAUUUAUGAUCAUAUCCAGAAAACAGGAAGCCAACACCAGAUUGUGUGGAUUCCUAUUGUGGAGGAAUGGAAUGAUAGGGGGAGGAAGAAGUUUGAUUCCUUGAAGUCUAAGAUGCCAUGGUAUGUGUUACAUCACUUUGCAACCAUAAAAGGCAUCAGGUUCAUAAAGGAGGAGUUGCAUUUCAAGCUGAAUCCUUUGGUUGUUGUGUUGAGUACACAAGGAAAGAUUCUGCAUCAGAAUGCAUUUCAUAUGAUUCAUGUUUGGGGAGUAAAGGGAUUCCCUUUCACCAAAACCAAAGAAGAAUCAAUGACCCAAGAACUAAUGUGGGUUGAUUCCGUGCUGGUUGGCAUUGAUAUAAAGAUUAAGUGGAGGGAGGAUGACAUUGUCAUCAUUUGUGGAGGUAAAGAUAAGGAAUGGAUUCAACAAUUCACAAAGUAUUUUGGUGCCCUGGUAAAUGAUGCCACUAUUAAGCAGACAAACACUUCCAUUGAGUUGAUUUGCUUGGAGUCUCAACAACAAAAUGUGGUUAACACCUUUUGGAAAAAGGUAGAGAGUUUGUUUGUGACCAAGAUGCAUGAGAAAACAAACUCUGUUACACAACAGGUUGAGAAAUUGCUUUCUUACAAAAAUGAGUCAGGGUGGGCAAUUGUAACCAAAGGUUCUAUUGUGAUUGCUGUUGGUCAUGGGACUACAGUUUUGAAGACAUUUGCAGAGUUUGGCACAUGGAAAGGUGAUGUGAGCACCAAGGGCUUUGAAUACUCAUUUAGAGAGUAUCAUAACACGAUUGCUAGUUCUGUUCAUAUUUGCUCUCACCUUGAGAUUCCUAAUGUUGAUGGAAAAAUCCCAGACUUUAUUAAGUGUCCAGAUUGUCACCGCACAAUGGAAGUGUAUAUCAGCUACAAGUGCUGCCAUAAUGGUUAGCAUUAGGUAGCUUCAUGGGUUUGAGCAUUGGCGAGCUAUGUACUUUGUUCGAUUAUUGCAUUUUCUCUUAUGGUUUCUUUGUGGUCAGUUGUUUGAGUGUGAGAUUACUAUCAGUUUUAUGUAACCCUUGUGUGAUGUAGCCAAGAGUCAUGCAUUAUCGUUGAUCAUAGUAAGAUCACGAAUGCAACUAGAAGAAGGCUGUUUGUUAACUUUGUUAUGUUUUAUGAAUUAAGUGUUAUUUAAGUCA
Messenger RNA from Medicago truncatula (barrel medic), 2333 nucleotides. RefSeq names its product protein SIEVE ELEMENT OCCLUSION B. The record is from RefSeq and is a predicted model, not a curated record. The transcript is spliced from 7 exons. NCBI's taxonomy places the organism in Eukaryota, Viridiplantae, Streptophyta, Magnoliopsida, Fabales, Fabaceae. Bases 92 to 2086 code for a protein of 664 amino acids. Gene Ontology annotation, biological process: phloem development.